UUAGCAGUCUGUGAAGAAAUUUCCAACCGUGCGGGUGGCUACGCGCGUGCCAAUUAAAAUUUCCAACAAGAAAUUGAAAACUAACAAUGAGAUUUUCGCAAAAUAAACACAUAAAAGACUAAUUAACAUAACAAAGGGUGCCAAACCGUGUCAGUGCAAGACAGGCUUCAAAAGCACAAUAGCUGGGCUUAUUGCAUUACAUUUUGGAUAAGCAAUUUGCAAAUCAAAUCAGCUUCAACAUGCGCUUCGAGCCGCUGGGUCAGAAAAUGUUCACACGCCGUAACUGGCUGCUGCGCUGCAGCAUUCUCAUCAACGUGGCAGUGCUUCUAUAUAUUGGCAGUCAUGUGAUGAUUGGCGGCGGCAACAAUUUCACCAGCGGCGGCGGAUUCAUGCUGCAAGACCAACAACCGCCGGCAGCAUCCGCCUUACAAGCAUCCUCAUUGCUACCACAACAACAACAGCCCACGCCCAAAAACGUAAAUCCGGAGGCGUCUUUUCCGGAGGAGAAACUGAUCGCAGCUGGCACAGGAAACGCUAACUCGGAGCCUGCUGCAGCUGCGGCGCCUCUAUCCCCAGUGGUCAGCGAUAGCGGCGGCCUCUCGGCCAAUUUGCCAGAUCCUGGCCAGGUUGUGGGCAAUAUUGGUGUUGCCGGCAGCAGCAGCGUUGCCACGGAAUUGAACAACACACAGUCGGAUGGCUAUAUAGUCACCGGUGAUGAGAAGGAGCUGGACGAACGGGUUCGGUCUCUUCUCAACUGCAAUGAACACGACUAUAACCAACAGACGCUGCAACGCGGCGACUUUUGGGUCCUGCAGAACUAUGUGCGGGCUGAUCAUGGCGAGCUCAAGUGUCACGAGUCCAUUACCUAUACAACGCAUGCGGACUACACCUUUCUGGAUAAUCUGGUGCCACUGCUAGAACGCUGGAAUGCGCCCAUUAGCAUAGCAAUGCAUGCGCCUGGUACGGAUUUCCAGCCGACACUGGACUCCAUCAAGUAUCUGCGAGAUUGUGUGCCUGGCAAUCAGCUGGUGCGCGCCUUUGCCACAUUCCACGUCUACUUUGGCACCAAGCACAUACCCAAAACAGUGCCCAAGGCACAGGAUGCUCUCAAGACCGGAUACAAUUGCUCGUUGCCAGCGCCAUACUUUAAUGUCAGCUCCGGACACCUGUAUAAGGCGCAGAAGAAACUGCUGUAUCCAGUCAAUGUGGGUCGCAACAUUGCCCGCGAUUCGGCGCUCACUCACUUUAUACUCGCCUCGGACAUUGAACUCUAUCCAAAUCCCGGACUGGUUAAGAAAUUUCUCGAGAUGAUUGCUCGCAACGAGCAGUAUUUGCGUCGUAAGGCUCCCAGAGUCUUUCCACUCAGCAUUUUUGAGGUGGACGAGUCGAUGCCGGUGCCGCACGAUAAAACGGAGCUGCAGGAGUUUCUGAGGAAUGGCAAAGCCAUACCCUUCCAUAAAAGAGUAUGCGCCAGUUGUCACGGUGUGCCCAAGUCCAAGGAGUGGAUGGCGGCCAAUGAAACGGACGAGCUGAGUGUGUUUCACAUAGGCAAACGCACCGGGUACUAUGUGCACUGGGAGCCCAUCUAUAUUGGCACCCAUGCGGAUCCCCAUUACGAUGAGCGGCUCAGCUGGGAGGGCAAGAGCGACAAGAUGACGCAGGGUUACUCGCUGUGUGUGCUGGACUAUGAGUUCCACAUACUGGACAAUGCGUUUCUGGUACACAAGCCGGGCAUCAAAGUGCUGAAAAAGGAUAAUCGGCGAGCGAUGCUGGCGGGCAAAACGAAUCAGCUGAUACGUAAAAUCAUUUAUCCGGAAUUGAAGAUCAUGUACGGCAUGCGAAAGGGCUGUGCAAUAUAGUAACUAAUUGUGCCGCACAGUUGAGCAUCGACAUUUGUGAAAAGACUACGACAACAACCAGCCACACUAAUACUAUUUGCAAUGCUGUAGAAUUUGAUCAAACCCUAAAUCGGAUGUCCAAUGCCCACAUACUGAUACGAAUUAACAAUUAUGAAUAACGAAUUACCAUAAUUACCAUUACCAAUAUUAUGCUAGAUCCUUCCUUAUGGCAUUGGCUGCGCACUGGAUGUGUGUGGUGUCUUACAGUUAAUUAGCAUUAGUUAGUUAUUAGAAUUAGGAGCAUUACUUAGGUAUAGAACAGACAGUUCGGAGCGGGUGUUUUUUCUACUCUAUGCAUAAGCGAAGCCUUAGGAGCACGGCUUAAGUACGUUAAACGUAGUUAGUUGUUGGUAUUUUUUCUAUUCUAAUGCUGAAUUACAUUUAGAUAGUUAAACAGGAGCUGCCAUACAGACCAGAAACACAUUCAGAUUCAGUUUCAGGCAGCAGCUAUGAAUAUUUAUUGAGUCCCAUGCUGGUAUUAUCAAUAUGAAUCCAAUUAGAAUUGACGAUUAGUUGCAUUGUUUUUGUAAUCAUAAGCAGUCAUUAAUCAAUUAUGAUUUAGUUAUAGUCAUUUACUAUCGAGUGUUAGUUAAAGCCAUUUAACUUAUAUCAUCUAAUUAGCUCGCAACAAAUUCAAACACUCAUGUGGAAUACUCAAAACAUUUCUACCAACAUUUGACCCAAAAACAUACCAACUUUUGUAUACCACGAGCCAUUGAAUGGUAAAUAAUAGAGAGAUUCCUAAAGCCAGACACAAAAAAGUCUAACCAUUUUGAUCCUGCACUUGCCUAGAUUUUCUAUAGAUGAAACAUAGAUUGGAAGCGCCUAAUUUGGGUAACAAAUAAGUUUAAAGUAGUUAGAACUACUUGAAACUAAUGAUAAUGUUAUUAAUAGACAGCAUUAAUUUAAAACUAAAGCUAAAGCCGCUAUAAAGUAAAGGAUUAAAUGUUAGACUUGAAAAAAUUACAUAAUUAGAAUGCUGAAAAAAUUGUCACUAUAAAAAAUACAUACAUAUAUAGAAUUAAAAUAUUAAUAAAAAAAAAAAAACAAUUAAAUAGCAAUUACAACUAUACAAAUCUUGAAAUUGAAGUUCAAGCUAAUGCCUAAAAUUAAACAUUUAAUUGAGAAUUACGAUUUAAAUCGUAAUGCAUAAAUGCAAACCGUGAUAUUUGUACUAGUAAAGGCGAAGUUGAUGCUGAGUUUGAAAAUUAGUUUUAAAACUUAAGCACUAAGUAAAGAGAAAACACAAAUGGAAAAUAUAACCGAUAAAAAGAAGACCGAGACAGCAGAAAACUAAAAUUAAAUUAUAUGCAUUAAACUAGUUUUGUAUAUGCUUUUUUUUAGUGUUUAACAUAAAGUCAAACUUGUGCACAUAUAAAUGUUUAAAACAUACCGAGAAAUCUAGACAGACAAACACAUGCUAUAAAAGAGGCGUGUCGGGCCUUAAGUUAAAGAGAAAGAGACCAUAUUGAAAAUUUAUAUGGCGCUUUUUUCGAGCUAGAAUUUGUUGGAAGUGUUGUAAUAUUUAGCUAGAAGACUAUUAAUGCAGAGCUGUCCAGCUUAGUACGUAUAUGUUGUUAAAUAUAGGGUUUAAAUGGAAUUCUGAUUAUAGAAUGUCUUGGGAACAACAUACAGCGAUUGGUGUUUUGUAUUUAUUGUAUUUGUCUAUCUAUAAGCCUACAACUACAACUUUUCAAUUCGCUAAACAACUUAUUUUCAAAUCCAAUUUCAAUUAGUCAGACUAACGAUACACUUGGUAACUAAACAAUAUCAUUAAAAUCUAAUUAACUGUUGAGAACUAAAAUUAUCUAAAAUUACAUCCAAAUAAGUGUUACGAAAAAACGAAAAUAAAAAAAAUCUAAUUGAUAAAGUAUUGAAGUGCCUUAGAAAAUGAAAAUAAAAUAAUAUGAAAAAUAACAUAAGAUAAUUUCGUUUGUUUCAGUUUAAAUAUUUAUAAACGAUUCUCAGACACCAUUUGUUGUGUUGGCUUAGCGACAUUUUGUUUGGGCCAAAUCUAAUAAGAAAAAGCAUUAUUUUUGUAUGUAAAUAAUUAACAUACAUUUACAUAUGUAUUGUGUAUAACAAAUGUAUUAAGCUAUUUGUAUAUGUAUGUAUAUAUUAAUGAGUAUUUAAACAAAUUAUUUACUGAUUUACUUAAACAAAACGUUUUUAAAUAGUUUUCAAAACUGCAGUUAGUCGAAGUCAUGUCCUAUUGAAUGAGUCUUCUUAUGCUAGCCUGCCAAUUUUAAGUUUACCUAAUAUUAUGACUUUUUAUUAUCAUAGUUAUAAUUAAAAUUAUAACGUAUUAUUAAUGUUUAGUUUCUUUGGCAUCGUAAAAACGUAUGCGCAGCAUUUGAUAUUUCCUUUGUACUUUAUAAUUUACUGCGCGAGAAUUGCUGAGCAAGGACUAUUGGCUGAAAUAAAAGGAUGCGAAAUAUAUGUAUGCAUAAGAAUUGUAAAAAUAAAGACAAAAAUUUCCAAUGAA
Drosophila innubila is the source of this 4383-nucleotide messenger RNA. RefSeq names its product beta-1,4-glucuronyltransferase 1-like. The record is from RefSeq and is a predicted model, not a curated record. NCBI's taxonomy places the organism in Eukaryota, Metazoa, Arthropoda, Insecta, Diptera, Drosophilidae. The coding region runs from base 240 to 1859 and encodes 539 amino acids. The transcript is spliced from 8 exons.